This is a messenger RNA of Penicillium canescens, 1968 nucleotides long. Its product is annotated as putative phenol monooxygenase. NCBI's taxonomy places the organism in Eukaryota, Fungi, Ascomycota, Eurotiomycetes, Eurotiales, Aspergillaceae. Gene Ontology annotation, molecular function: FAD binding. The record is from RefSeq and is a predicted model, not a curated record. The transcript has 5 exons. The coding region runs from base 1 to 1968 and encodes 655 amino acids.
AUGCCUGUCUUUACUGAACAUUCGGCUGCGUCGCGGGAGCUACGCGUUCUCCCUUCAUUUGCUCCACCGUUGCCACGCCUCACUCCGCUGCUAUCACCAGCAACAACAGAGAAGUAUGAAGUGGUAGUUGUGGGAGCAGGCCCCGCGGGGUUAAUGCUGAACUUACUUUUGGCUCGUUAUGGACUGAGCGACGACUCCCUGCUAUGUAUAGAUUCAAAAUCCACAACUUUGAAGUCGGGACAGGCGGACGGGCUUCAACCUCGCACACUGGAAACAUUGAAGUCUCUAGGCCUGGCAGAUGAAAUUCUCUGCGAAGGGUGUCAGAUGUGGCAGGUCGCCUUCUGGAAUCCAUCCGAAGACAAAGAUAAAAUCAUUGAGCGCACAUCCAUUGUGCCGGAUGUCGCUGUACCCGCACGAUUUCCACAUGAGGUUACCAUCCACCAGGGGCGCAUUGAACGUAUCCUGGAGACAGACUUGCUACGCUAUUCCAAACGAGGUGUUCAGCGAAACACCAAGCUUAUCGAAGUCACCAUCAACGAAGAUGGCGACGCAGAAUUCCCCGUUGUAGCAGAGAUCGAGACAGAAGGCCAGAGACGCAUCUUGCGAACAAAAUAUCUGGUCGGCGCAGAUGGAGCGCACUCAGCAGUUCGACGCAGCAUGGGGCUGAAGCUUGAAGGCGAAUCAAGCGAUCACAUCUGGGGCGUCGUAGACCUAGUUGUCGAUACUGAUUUCCCAGAUAUCAGACGGCGAUGCGCCAUCCACUCGCCGGCGGGAUCUGUAAUGGUUAUUCCGCGCGAGCGUAUCGCUACUGGAGACUAUCUGACGCGGUUGUAUGUGCAAGUGUCUGGGGCUGUCGUUCCCGAUAGUGAUCAGCAGCCGGAACACGGCACUGGCACACCUCCAGUUGCAGAUGCACGGGCGCGCCGGAGUCAGGUCACUGAGCAGACGAUUUUCGAGAAUGCUGCUGCUGCGUUCAAGCCGUACUAUAUUCGACCUAAGAAGGAUGGGGCGGUUGACUGGUGGGCUGCUUAUCAGAUUGGGCAGCGUGUUACGGACAACUUUUCUGUCAAGGAUAGUAAGGGUGUUAACCGCGUCUUCAUCGUUGGAGAUGCCUGUCAUACCCAUAGCCCGAAGGCCGGCCAAGGAAUGAAUGUGUCAAUGAUGGACUCAUACAACCUAGCCUGGAAGCUUGCCUAUUCCAUUAACGGACUCACGCCUACACCCCCCAGCGGACAAGCAGAUCCAAUCCUCGACACGUAUCACCAGGAAAGACAUACCAUCGCGCAUCAGCUCAUCGAAUUCGACAAAGCCUUCUCAUCCAUGUUCUCGGGCAAGAUCGGUGCUGAAGAUGGCGGUCUCACCCAUGAUGAAUUCCUCGAGGUGUUUAGCCGCGGCAAUGGGUUCACCAGUGGCUGCGGUGUUGAAUAUCCCGAGAAUCUGACGGUUAACCGACGUGUUAACGUAGAUCAAAAUCCCAUCAGUGGCACAGAUUAUCUAUCUGGUAAUCUCCGGCCGGGACGAAGACUAUUGAACGUGCGUUUGGUGCGACAUGCAGAUGGAUUCCGCCGGGAUUUGCAAGACGAUUUCACUUCAAUUGGCCGUUUCCGAAUUCUAUGCCUUACGUCAUCGGAUCUCUUAGAUCCCAAGGGCCAUUCAGCAAAAGCACUUACCGCUCUGAGUGGUACUAUCUCGCGAUUUCCGAAAUCUGUCGUGGAGCAAGUGGUUAUCCAUCCUCGUCUGUCAAGAGAAUUCAUGUGGAACGACAUCCCUCGGGAGGUAAAAGAGCAUUCUGAGAUGGCAUUCUACAGUGGAUAUGAGAUGGAUGAUGUUUAUGGUAUUUAUGGUGUCAACCCUGCCGCCGGUGCUGUGGCAGUUGUCCGGCCUGAUGGUUACAUUGGUGUUAUUGUGUCUUUGAGUGAUGUGGAACAUGCCCAGAGUUACCUGGAGACGCUGAUUAGAACUGUCUAA